Molecule: messenger RNA, 531 nt
Organism: Panicum virgatum (switchgrass)
Lineage: Eukaryota; Viridiplantae; Streptophyta; Magnoliopsida; Poales; Poaceae
Product: serine/threonine-protein phosphatase 6 regulatory ankyrin repeat subunit C-like
Exons: 3
Coding region: 1-531 (176 amino acids)
Molecular function (GO): protein binding
Source: RefSeq, a predicted model, not a curated record
AUGGCCUCACCCGCCGCCACCUCCGACGACCUCUCCACCUUCGGCAAGUCCUCCCUCCGCCUGAGGCUGGACCUCCAGCCGCCGCAAGUACUACCCGAGAGCUCCGACAGCGGCGUUGAUCGGGCGGUGGCGGAUCUCCUCGCCGCGGCGUUCGCCGGCGACAUCCCCCGCUCGAGGAAGUCGGCGAGGAAGCUGGCCAAGGCCGGGAAGGGCGUGGACGAGGCGGUGGCGGCCGUCGGCGACCCGGAGAGCAAGCGCCACGGGGCGCUCCACCUGGGCGCAGCGGCUGGUAAGGUGGAGAUGUGCAAGCUGCUGAUCGAAGAUUUCCAAGCCAACGUCGACGCCACCGACGUCGAAGGAUUCUAUGAAGUAGCAGAGUUGUUAAUGUCCAAAGGAGCUGAUGUUGACCCCAUCUGCGAGAAUGGUGGAGCACCAGUACACAUUGCUGCUAAAAACGGGCAUGCAAAAGUGUUGAAGUUAUUGUUGCGGAAUAAAGCAGAUGUGAUUAUUCCUUUCCUUUCGCAUUCUUAG